Messenger RNA from Silurus meridionalis, 820 nucleotides. Its product is annotated as little elongation complex subunit 1-like. The record is from RefSeq and is a predicted model, not a curated record. The transcript has 8 exons. Lineage: Eukaryota; Metazoa; Chordata; Actinopteri; Siluriformes; Siluridae. The coding region runs from base 2 to 730 and encodes 242 amino acids.
AAUGGAAAAGGCGAGCAUAAGCCAGCAGGAGCUUCAGGCCAUUAAGAGCCUUAUGCUACUCAGCAACACUCACAAAAAUGUCAGUGUUGAAAACCAGCUUCUGGCACUUAAAGAAGUGAACACCAGACAAAAUCUAGAAAUCCGAGGCCUGAAAUGCAAAAUCAGCAGCAUGGAGAAAAUCUUUCGCUUAAUGGAGGAAAAACUUUACAAAGUGGAGAACGAGUUGAACAAAGACCCAAAGCCCACAGCAAAGAGAACUGGAUCAGACAUGUCACCACCCAGGAAAGCUCAAAAGCCUCGACUUGAUGCUGCUUCAGCUGAUCCUGUAAACACAACACACACAACACAAUCUCUUAUCUCCAGUGCAUUAGAAACACUACAAAAGUCCUGUUCUGAUGUUUUACCUACAGACAGGAUUCAUGCACUUCUCAGAGGAACAAGUGAACUUCCUGUUCUGAGAGAUGAAGAGAAACACGUCAUUUCUGAGUUUUGUGUAAACGAGUCCUUAGCAGAGACGUUUCUGUCUGUGAUUUUGGAGAAGAUCAAGGCAGAGAGAGGGUUUAUGGGACAUGAUCUCCUGCAGUCUCUCUGUAGGGUUUAUGUAGGCGUGUGUCAACAGAGAGGAGACUCUCACAAAGCACAUGGUCUCGCCUACAGACUCCUUAAAGAAGCUUCUUCACAGAGGACAGAAGCUUCUGCCCAGCUGAAGAAAAGCAGCUCCAAAGCAUAGUGCUGCCCCCCACCAUACCACCAUGUUGAUUUUCUUGAAGCCCCCAAAGUGAUUAUGGUCAUGGUGACAGCAUGGCCAAGUUUUUUGUCC